This is a messenger RNA of Aureobasidium vineae, 258 nucleotides long. The record is from the annotation of a GenBank genome assembly. NCBI's taxonomy places the organism in Eukaryota, Fungi, Ascomycota, Dothideomycetes, Dothideales, Saccotheciaceae.
AUGUCCGGAUUCGCAAUCAGCGGUGUCUACCCAGAGUUCAAGGGAGAAACACCUUACAUGCCCGAGGACUUCGCAGACCAAUAUCCCAACGAUCCCGAGAAGCAGAGACAAGCAGCCGACCGCAAGAAUGAAGCCAUGACUCAAGAAAAGCAGAAAAAGUCAAGUUCGUCAUUUGCACAGACUGCGAAAGGAUUGUUUAAGAGGAAGAGUCAAGGUGGGGGUGAGGAUGUUGAAGUUGUGACUGAGCAGAUGAAGUAA